AUUUGUUCGACGAUUUCGGUGGUUUUAUUCGUACUAGUUGUUCCGAUAUGAGUUCAGCCGCUUGUGCUUUUCGCGUCUACUACUUUCCCGAGUUUGUGUGUGAAACUUUUCAGUUGCACACGAUGUGCGCUUGAACUUUCGAACUGGGCUAACGACUCGCGACGUAAUGUAAACUGGAAGAAUGCACUGGUGUUCUCAAAACUUGGCAAUUAACACUGUGAUAAUAAAUUUGAUGUAAAAUGUUUGACGAAUGAACGACGAACUCAUGUCGAAUGUGACGAUGAUGUUGUUGGUACUGACGAUAUUGCUGUCGGAGGCAUCGUGGCUGUGUUGUGAAGUGACGGUCAAUCCAUCUGGAUCCGGGGGCAUUUUGAGCGGCGAUCCCGCUCCGGGAAGGUCGCCCGGUCCUCCGGAGCUCCGGGACGCAGCGGAAGACACGCAACAUGAUUUUGACGCGGAAACGAUGGCACGGUGCACGUUAGAUGGGGGCACCGUUCAAGUACCGGAUAUGGAUUUAAUCAACAUGACAGUACAGCACCAGUUGUUCAGGACUGAUGUUUUGGUACCAGGAAUUGAAUAUCAAGUCGUCUUACGUCGAAUGGAGGACGGCCCUUCGUUAGAGUACUCGAUAGCGUCGACGAUGGAGGGCAGACCGUGGGGCGAGUUCCGGGGUCGGCACGACCCGAAGGGCUGCGGUCCGCACAUCCUCCGCGGUCAAUUCGAAGGCAACGAGGCGAACUUCAGCUGGACGUUCGAGGGCGCCGCCGAACACGCCAGACCUAAUUUAACUUUCGAGUUGAAGUAUUACGUACAAGACAAGAGAACUACGUAUGGAAUAAAAUACUCAUAUCCAGCCUCAAAUGAGUGUCGUUUGGAACUGAGAGACGAAGAGGCAGAGCUCAGCCACCGCGACGUGGCGCAUCCCCACGAGUGUCAGGUGUGGUUCCCAAUUCGCGAGUCGGGUCACGGCCUGGUCAUAGAGCUGACCCGGCUGAAUGUGCCCUGCUCGAAGGGUUUCAUACAUUUCUCGGGGUUGAACGUGACGCAGCACCAGCACCUCAGGAGCCACAGGCAGACGCAUCUGUGCGGCAAGCUCGAAGAGUUGCCGGAUACGGACAGGCACAUCUACUUUCCCGCCUCGCAUACGCCGCCGUUUAUGCAGGUUCACGGUUCCCCAAUAUUUAGCCUAACCUACCACUUGGUCGAUUACUGUUACAACGUGACAUUCCUGACGAAAAACGGCUCGUUCGAACUGAAACCGACUGGAGAUCUACAGUGCACAUUUAAAAUUUAUCUGCCCUAUGGGAAUCGCGUCGCCAUGAAUCUCCAAAUCGGGGACAGCACGUCAACAGGCACUCCAGAGACCGGUGUCGCAUUCCCCGACGUCAACAUGCCAGACGACUCGUGCGACGGUCUUCUCACCAUCCUCCACGACGGCCCAAACACCUGGUCGCACUGCACGCGUCCCGGCGACGCCGAACGGCGCAUCGAAACCGUAUCGCGGGAAAAUCGGGUGACGCUGCGCGUCUCGGUGCGCAGCGCAGGCGGCGCCGCUCUCGGGUUGAGGAUGACGUACCGCGCAGAGCCGGUCGAGGACAUCGUGGGCGGUUGCGGGUUCGGGUGGGUGGCUCUGCGCCAGUUCUGCAUCGCGGCCGUCGAAGGAGCUCGCCUUCCUUGGGCGCAAGCCGAGAUGGAGUGCGCCCGAAGGGGGGGACAUCUGGCCAGUGUCCGGAACGAUAGGGACCAAGAAGUUUUGGAUAAGCUUAUUUUAAACAGUCCUGGAUAUCGGGAUAACAACGCUUAUUGGAUCGGAGCCUCGGAUAAGACGCACGAAGGCGACUUCCGAUGGUCGGACGGACUUCCAUUCUCUUACACGAAUUGGUUCCCGGGAUGGGAGCAACACGGCUAUUACAACCGUCAGCCGAACGACGACGGCCUGAGCGAGCAGGACUGCGUGGAAAUUCGCAGGGUGUACUCGUUGCCCACGUCGACGGCCAGUUUGGCCUCUACUUUCAUGUGGAACGACCGUGACUGCGCCACCCCCAAUUAUUUCAUCUGCGAACGGCUCCAGAACGAUGAACCAUUGGAGGACAGUUGGCCACCAGAUUGCAACAGGUCGGUGGUGUUGUCCAGACAGCAACCUCGAGCGGCGAUUUCGAGUCCCGGAUUUCCACGCCAGUAUCCAGACAAUGCAGACUGUGACACCGACAUAACCGCACCAACUGGCUACAGGAUAGUGUUGGACUUCGAAGAGCUGGUUGUCGAGAACGAACCAUCAUGCAGCUACGACUAUCUGGAAAUACUGGAGCGGUCGUCGAAUGCGACAUCAAACUCGUCGGGAUCCACGCGUAGGUUGUGCGGCGAUUGGAGUUCGAAGUUGAAGCUGUUGAGGUACGUCAGCGACGGAUCCAGACUGAAGCUCCGAUUCAGUUCCGAUUAUUCGCAUCACUUCGGUGGCUUUAAGGCCAGAGUGUCGAUGGAAAACGCCAUGCAAUGUGCCGACGAUCGCCUCAUAAUGUUCAACAACUCCUGCUACUUGAUCGUCAACUAUCCGGAAGUAACUUGGAACACGGCCCAGCAAAUAUGCCGUGGCCUCAAAGCGAAUCUAGCCUCAAUCCAGUCGCCGGAAGAGGAACGAUUCAUCAUAACGAACAUCCGCAAGAACCCGGAGUAUCGUACCAGUGCCUUAUAUUGGCUUGGCGCCACCACCGAAAACCGUGACGAGUUCCAUUGGAUCGACGGCCAGUCGAUGAACUAUUUCGGUUGGUUGCCCGGUGAAAAACCGCAAGAGAAAAACCAGCAGAAGAACGUUAGGAAUGUGUCGUGUCUGGGAAUUAGGUGGACGCCAUCGCCUACCCCAAUGCUGCCCAGCGGGUUGUACUGGAAGCCCAUGAAAUGUAAUUCUAUUGGAGGCUACGUUUGCAAGCGGAGGCACCAGUUGUUAGGGACGGGGAUCAACUUUAACAAGACCUUGAACGGAUCCGAGGGAACGCUGACGACUCCUAAUUAUCCAGGGAAUUACUACAAUAACUUGGAUUUUUCCGUAAAAGUGGUCGGUCCGGAUAGAACCAGACUGGUAAUCAAGUUUCAAAAGUUGGAUGUGGAAGCGCAACUCGAAUGUUUGUAUGACUACGUGGAGAUAAGAUCAGUAAAUAAGAAAGAAAGGGGAGCAAGCGAUUCAGUGAAAUGGUGCGGCAGCCACGACACCGACAUGCAUCGGUUCGAUUUCGUAUCGGAGGGCAACGAGGCCGAAAUCAAAUUUCACUCCGACUAUUCGAUAUCUGGGAGCGGAUUUUCGUUACGGUGGCAGGCGGUCGACGUGUCCGCGUGUCCCCAGCAAACUCUGACGGCCAAGGAGGGCGUUCUGCACAGCCCCAACUAUCCCGACUUUUUGCUCGCCCAUCUCGACUGCACCGUCACUAUCCUCGCUCCUGCAGGAAAGAGAGUGUUGCUUCAAUUUGAGGAGGUGGACUUGGGCCGAACAUCGGAAGAUUUUGACCUAGCUCCCAAACAAAACAACGAAGCAACCAUUGAAAUCAACCUCAGUAAACACACAGCCGCUUUCAGACCAUUCGACGUCGAGGGCCUACUGACCGAAGGCACGUUCAUAUCCACAGAGGAACGGCUGCAACUCAAACUGCAAACAGGCGAUAAUCCCCGCGGGACCGGCUUCAAAGCCACAUACAAGAUCGCCAAUCCCAUUGUCGAAGAGAGGACGAUUAGCCUGGCCAAUUACACGUCAGGGCUGCUCCUGCAUCUGAAUUAUCCUGAUAAUCCGGCGGCUAACGUCGAUUUUCUGCAGCACUUUACUGCUCCUCUGGGAUAUGCAAUUUCGCUUGAACUGCACUAUGUUAAAAUGAGUGAUACUGAAGACUGUUCGGACGGCUACGGCCUCAUAGAAGUCUACGACCACUACUCGGACACGAACGGGACGUCCUGGAACCUGUGCUACGACACCGAACGUCAGGAUUCCGUCAUUCCGGCAGCCCCCAUCGCCAUCAAGUCCUUCCUUAACACCAUCCAUUUGCGACAACGGAACACUCUACUCGGCGUUCCGCUGAACGGAACGCUGAAAGUGUUGCCGGACGCCGGUUACAGAGCGAAGCUGCUAAAGUUUAGGGAGGAAAGGGUGGAGAGCUGUGACCCCAAUCCCUGUCUCAACAACGGGAAAUGUAUCUCGAAGAAGGCGCAUAAGUUCUGCCAGUGUCUCGGCCAUUACACAGGCAUUUUCUGCGCUUUGACCCGAUGCGAACUGGAGCCGUGCGUGUUUGGCACUUGCGAACUGACCAACACCAGCUACAAAUGUCACUGCAAAGCGGGUUACGUCGGUCCGACGUGCGAGCAAAAACGCAAGCCUUGCGAAGGCAAUCCUUGCGAAAGUCGGGGUACUUGUGUGGAAAGGGGAGACGGAUUUCAGUGUAAAUGCCACGCUUGGUGGGAAGGAUCGAAAUGCGAAAAGAGAAUCUUACAUAUCCCUUAUAAGCCGUUGAGUGAACGAAUGCUGCAUGAACCGUUCUGGUUGGGUCUGAUGACGGUGUUUUUCGUGAUGGCCGUGAUUGGACUGGUCUGGUGCGCCAAGAGGCAUUUCCCAGAGAAAAUAGAGAAGUUGCUCGCUGAGGAUAACGACCGCAACAGGAGCACCAUGUCGUCGUUGAGGAGCGCGUCGGUGCGCGAACAGUUGGCGGCGGCGUCUGCAGCCGCGGGUGGCGGCGGCAGCGGUCAGGCUUCGACGACGGCCAGCACUUGUGCCCCCAGUCCAGGUCCGGGAGCGCCCCGUUCGUUGUUCGGCCGCCUCGGUAUCCGCAAGCCGUCCAUCCUCAGCCUGACCAGUCCACACGCCGGCGGCGGUCUCGUGCCCGCCACCGCCAGAACGUUCAGUCUGGACGAUCUGUUAAAACCUCCCCCGAGACGUACGCCAUCUCCAAAAAAGAAACGUAAUAACUCGACGCCCACAAAGAAAAACGUUGCAGAAAAGAAACAGAUACUGCAACAAUUGAUCUCGCCAGGCAACAAACAGGGAUCGAGGAAAGUAAGCCUGGGUGAACUGAUCCAGAUGACGGAAAGAUCGCCCAAAGAGGGCCCAGAUAGAGCAGACCGCAUAUCGAUAACGGUGGCAGAGACAGAUUUUACCGAAUCAGAUCCUGUACAAUCAGCGCUGAACGAUCCAAAGUUAGAGAAAAAAGUAACGUUCGCCCGAUUGCUAAACAAGGUUUCUGCCGAAAUGAGUUCUGGAUCGGACAUAGAGCUGGGCAUAAUGCAAACGAACAAGUUGGGCUGUAUGUUCGCUAGGCCGUCGAGUACUCCUCCCUCGCCCAGCGUAGACACAAGGUCCCCGAACAGCACCUCCAGCAAUCAAGGUAGUGAUUCGCUCACUAGCUCUGAUUUAGCGAUAUCGGUGUUCAGCUCUAGUAUUUCAGAUCUCCUUAGCACGAGGCGUAAUAACCGCCUGCCUAAUGGGCGUGAGAAGCCGGCCAGUGCCGAUUCCAUAUUGGCAAUGUUCCGCAAUUUCUCGUCGACUUCAGCCGGCGCGAACCUGCCCUCUUCUCUAAGGGUGUCGCCCUCCACGACGCCAACCGCCUCUAGUCCCCAAGACGACAUCGUAGGCGACGACGAAUCCUCAACCUCCUCAAUCCCGACGCCGGUGUCGUUCUCGAGCGGCGCGCCGGAAAGCCCGAUAAUGCACCGGCACGCUGCGCAAAACUCUAUCGAAGUACCCGUUCUAGAUACGCUCAGCGCGCACAAGACGCCCAAUAGCGGCAACUUGCUGCAUCCACCCACCAUACUGUUAGAGAUACCAAGCACAAUCAAUAAGUGCCUUUCUCCGAUCAGGGAGCUACCCACUCCACUACCCUCCCCAAUGCCAUCUCCCGCUCUCACUCCUAUCAUGAGGAGGAGUACGGCCUCAUCUUCGCUAGAAGAUGCCGAGCUAAGCGACGAUAAAAUCUCCGUUGAACUGCCCAAUAUAUCGAUCAGUUGCAGCGACAUGGACGACGACGAAAUUAGGUGCACAGACAUUGCCAUCGAUCCCCAAGCUGAGGACGGACUCAUACUCGAAGAGGCUGCCGCCAUGCAACAAAGUGCUCUUUACAGAACUAAGAACCGACCGCCUCCGCUGGGCCAGACUUCUGACUCCUCCAGUCACGACGAGAUCAAGAUAAUGGUUCAGCCGCCGCCGUUGGUCAUACCAACAUUAACCAUUCAGACACCGUCGCCCACACACACAAUCACACCAUCCGCCCUAUUCCCCGGAUCACCGCCACCCCGUUCCCAUAAAGAGACUUGCUUCCAGUUUCCCACUCCGAAACAGGCAAGAAAGAUGUUUAAGGAUUUCGAGAAGCCGACCUCCUUGGACCUACCGUGCGCCCCACCUAUGAUUACGAUCACCUGUAACAUGAGCGAGGCGGAAUCCGAUGCGGAAUCUAUGUCGCCUGCGGUUAAAGCGGCGGGACAUUUGGGGGUAGCACCCGUAGGUAUGUCGUACCUCAGUCCAUUUUCAAUGGUGGCUAGAGGCGACCACAACGCUUCAGAGAGCAAUUUGAGUUCGUCAGGGUACAGUUCGAUGGCAAGUCCAGGUCCUAGUAGAUGUGGAUCGAGCAACCCUUUGUGUCCUUCCGAGAUGGAAGAUCCGGGUUCAGGGGGAUCGCAUAGAAGGACGUCAUUGACACCGGUGUUAAAAACGACCAACAACAAUUCGGAUUGUAAUACUAUUAAUAAGACGGAGGAUCAACGAAGGGGAAGAUCGGAUUCGGAAACGCUUUCGGAUGAUCCGCUGUUAGAGAGCAACGAUGAAGGGAUUGGUACGGAUCACAUAGAUGAAAAGAUAGAUGACGGAGAGGUCAAAAGUGCCAAGGAGCUGGAAGUAUUCAUUAGCGAAACGGAACCAUCAGUUAAAAUGCUGAUUGACAUUCCGGUGCUGAGUCCCGUGCCGCGAGUGGGGAAGUGCGUGAGUUUAGAUGACACGAUAGACCGGUUGAUGCCGCCACCUGCGGGCGGUAAAAAUUCGCUGCAGCUGCCUUCGAUUGUAGUACAAUGUGAAUCACCCGGUUGCGAGAAACACUUAAGUCCGAUGAGCUCGCGAAGUGAGAGCCCGCUGAGCGACAGGACGACGGGAGUAUCUAGGUUCUCGCCGCAGUUCUACGGUCGCAACAAAGAUCUGCUGCCGUUUACCGAUUCGGACGGUCUCUACGACUUCCCUAGUUCAGAUAAGGUAAAUGUCACCACUGUUUCUCAACACAAAAAGACUAGUAGAAAGCGGGAUAAGAAACUGCUACGAAAUUGCAAAACCCCAAGUCCCACCAAACCACUUCAGCCAUUGCCAUUACAUAAUCACUUAGACGUUCCCACCAAAGAGUCUUACUAUAAAGUACCGGCUCCUAGGAAGCUUAGUCCUAAGAGGCGCAUCGUGCGCUCCCAGGUAGUUAGUUCGUCCUCCAGUUCUGACAGUAUUAAUUCGGCCCGGGAAAUAAGACUGUCGUCGUCCAGUCCCAGCCCGGACACAAUUCGAUGGUCGUCGCCCGUGAACUGGCUAGACGAAAAAUGUCAAAAGUCACACGAGGCGUCCGGAGAAGAGACGUGCGAUGAUGCAAAUACCGUGAUGUUGCCAAAACCCCACAAUAACACUAAAUACCAGAAAAUCAGCAGACUUCGAGCCAUCAGCCAUCAAAUUAGAUUUCUGAGAAGACUUGAAUUAAGCUUGAAGCGUCGCGAACGUACGGUGAGUCCAUCGGACAGCUUGGACAGCGGCGAGGACUCCCCGAGGGCUACUUCACCACUUCUGGCUUCGUCGAAGGCACCCAAAGUGGAAAUAAGGAAGAGCAGCAGCAUUGGAAAGCUACAGACUAACUCUUCGGCUAAGAACAGACGCAACAAGUACAAACGCGGCGAUUACCUCCUUCAAAGCGACGAGCACUCCAGGAAGAAGGUGGUGGUCGCCGGUAACGGUCAUUCGGAUUAAAUGUGGUUUUAAAAUUGCCGGAGACAAAUUUUAAUCAACCUAAUUGGCUUUGAUUUAAUUUUGGUUGAUUGAAAUGUGUUCCACAUCCUGUAUAAAUAAUGUACUGAAUAAUAUAAAACGAAAAUAACGACAAAAUAUAUUCUAAACAUCGAACAAUCAUAAAUGUAAAGUUAAGUUAUUGAUCGCAAUAUUUUAAGGGUGAUUUUAAAUAUAUUAAAGCUUUAUUGAUACAUGAAAAUCGAAUUAGUUUGAUGCUCAAUUGUACGCAUUAUCGUUAUUGUUGCACAUUUUGUUUUCGUCGAAGCAGUACCCUAAAUUUUGUGACAGGGUCUGAUUUCAUUAUUAAUUAGUUGUUAUUGUUGCGCCACAUUCAAAAGUUAAACAAGUGUUAAAUUGUAUCAGUUUUAAUGAUUUUCAUCAUAUUGAUGUAUGUGUAUAACUUUUUGAAAUGGUGCAACAUAUCUGUUGUUAAUUCGUUACAUAUUAUAUAAAAUCAAUUUAAAAAUUUUGUAAAUAAUCUCGUCCAUGAAUAUUCAUCAAAACUAUAAUAUAAAUAUUAAUAAUAAUACUAAUAAUAAGAUAAAAACAUGAAAAGCUGAUCUCUCUAGUUUGAGGAAGCUUGAAAAGGCUUUGAAUAAGAGACUGAACAAUUUUUAUACUAUAAAUUUUAACUGUUUCUUGUUACUAAGAUUUCUUAUAGUUGCACUUUUUAAAUGUAGUCCUAUCAAUCGUACUCCCAUGAUAUACUAUAUUUAAUAAAUACACGACGACCGUGUGUACGAACAUACAACUUUUAUUCUGAUGUCUCUGUGAUAGAUCUCUGCUAGAUCACUUCAGAAUGAAGAUAAAAGUGAUUUGCUUACAGAAACGUGUAUAACAUUAUGAGUUACUAAUAUUUUGAUCAAUGUUCAAUUAAUUUAGCCACUAGAUGAAAGUAUAAUACAUACAGUACCUUUAAAAUAGUAAAAAAAGGAUUGUCAGGAAAUAGAGUUGAGAAAUGAAUAUACUAAUCUUAUUAUUAGUUACAUUAAAUUAAAUAUAUAAAAAUAUAUAUUUGAUUAUCAGUUCCAAUAAAUAUUUUCAAUUUAGGUACUUUAAGAUUAAGAUUAACACGUGCUGUGUUUAUUACAGUAUAAAAAGUGCCUCUACCAUUUUGUACCUUAAAUUUUUUUAACCAAUUCUGCCAAUACAAAGUCUAAAAUUAAAACCGUAUUGUUCCAAAUUAGUACACAUAAUUCCUUAAAGAUGCAGCACAAAAACGUAAAAGAUUAAAUAAAAUAAAAUAUACAAUAGAUAAUGAGGAUGUAGGCAUUAGAAGGUUUUAGAAUACUUUUCGUGUCAACAAUUUUAAAACGAACUUUUCUGUAAGCAAGUUGGCGAACAAUAUACUUACAGCAAUAUAUUGAAGGGAGCAAAAGAGUCUUUUGGCACAAAUGAGCAAUUAUUAUAAUUAGUAUUGCGCACUACUGUUCUAUACUAUCUUUCUUUGUUAAUAAUAUUUAAUAUAUUAUAAAAUAAUGUAAAAGUCUUUCAUCAAUAAUUAAAAAAAACAGUUAUAUUAACAUACGUACAUAUUUUAUAUGGUAUUUAUUUGCUGUGCUAAACGACAUUUAAUAAAAUAAAGGAGCUUGUUUUCUUUA
Messenger RNA from Aethina tumida (small hive beetle), 9594 nucleotides. RefSeq lists its product as uncharacterized. The transcript has 21 exons. The record is from RefSeq and is a predicted model, not a curated record. Gene Ontology annotation, molecular function: serine-type endopeptidase activity. Lineage: Eukaryota; Metazoa; Arthropoda; Insecta; Coleoptera; Nitidulidae. Bases 251 to 7954 code for a protein of 2567 amino acids.